This is a messenger RNA of Amoebophrya sp. A25, 1182 nucleotides long. The record is from the annotation of a GenBank genome assembly. Lineage: Eukaryota; Dinophyceae; Syndiniales; Amoebophryaceae.
AUGUUUGCGGUGCUGUUGAUCUGCUAUGAUGAUGUCGAUAUGAAGGAUCUUGAUUGGAGGUAAUACAACGAAAUACUUUUUGUUCUUUGAGAGUUUGAUUUUGAUUCUGAGUUGAUUUAAGACUUUCUUUAAGAGUUGUCUUAGUUUCUUUUUGUAAGAUCUCGAUCGGAGCAGGACCUGAGGUGGUAAUAUUUUAUCUCUCUGAGGACAAGGACAACUUACAUGUUGUUUAAUGUAAUCACAAACGUGAUAGAUUCUUGUAAGGCAGAACGGACGUACUUACAAAAUACCUAUCGUAAAUUACCGUUAAAUCAAAGGUAUUCAUGAAUUAAUCUUGGAAAACGCGACGCUGAUUGUCUUAAUGAAAACUUCUCAAACAUUAUUCUCACAGGUGGUUAAUCGUAAUGGGUUCGAUCCCUAGCAUGAUGUUCGGAAUUUACGGAAUGUUCGUACUCCACGAGUCUCCGGCUUGGUUGUACUCGCAAGAGAAGAUCCAGGAGGCUAUAGAAGUUCUGGAGUGGGUUCGUGGUGAAAAUUUCCGGUCACGAGCGACAAAGUGCGGAUGCUUCUUCGGCCGGGGGGAAGGUGUGGCUCUUAUAGAGGAGAAGUUUGGCUUUUACCCAGACGACUUUGCGCCACAAGACGUGAAAACACCAGAAGAUUAAGGCCACUUAGAUCGAUCAGGAUAAAACAUAGAUUGAUGAUUGAAGGACAAAUGCCUUACAAACCUUUGAAACCACUACGUAGCUUACCACACUUUUUUGCUCGGUCUAAGUCUUCUGCCACCUUUGAAACAUCUACAUCACCUCUCGUUGCGCACACUCAUAUUUACACUCCUUCAUUCAUUCACUCAGUCUCAGUGUUUGACGGCUCCUCCGUAAGCACAAGACCAACUAGUACAACUAGGUGUAAGAUUUUUUGUCUAGCGACUUGACGUAGAAAGAGGACGUCUAUUACGGCUUGUCUUGCUUCUUCUAAUGCAAACUAGAUCCAAGAUCUGUGUGGCGGCAACCCAUACGUCUGCGACCACCGUCCCCGAGCCGAAAAGUAGCGAUGGACGUCGUAGGCCAGGUUACAUCAGUAAGAGGACGAACGGCAUCCAAGGAUCAGCAGCCCGACACAGGUGUAAUCGGCACAGGACCGAAUGCAGCAACUUCUAUAGACUUAUGCAGCUUGGUAUGA